AUGAGCGGAUCGAAAUCGAAUCAGAAUGUUGCUGCAUCAUCAAAUAUUCGCCAACCACGAAAACGUAUCGUACAAAAUUACCUUCUCAUCUGGGUAGAUGCCAGCAUCGACCAAGCAGACAAGGACUGCCAGAAUACAUUGGCUCAAUUGAAGAAUGUGGUCAAUGAUGUCAGCUUAUGCACGGAACCGAAUCAGUGCAUUCAAGUACUCAAUAAGGUUGACAAGAAACAAGCCUUUGUGAUAACAUCAGGCUCGCUAGGUCAAGAUCUGCUUCCUAAAAUUCAUGGCAUGCCACAGUUAGAUGCAAUUUACAUUUUUUGUGGAAACAAAUCUAGACAUGAGGGAUGGACUCAAAGUUGGAAAAAAAUUAAAGGUGUCCAUACAAAUAUCAAAGAUAUUUGUCAAGCAUUACAAGUGGCGGUUAAACAAUGUAACCAAGACACCAUUGCCGUAAGUUUUCUCGCAGUAAAUGAAAUGGCUUCAACCAGUAAUUUAAAUCAGUUGGAGCCGACUUUUAUGUACACCCAAUUAUUCAAGGAAGUUCUGCUUGAUAUCAAAUACGACCCCAAGGCAACCAAGGACUUAGCAGUUUGUUGCCGUGAAGUUUUUGCUGGCAACUCAAUUGAAUUACAAGUGAUCGAUGAAUUCGAACGUGAUUAUCGUCCAGAAAAAGCAAUAUGGUGGUAUACACGUGAGUGUUUUACCUACAAAAUGCUCAAUCAAGCACUUCGAAUGAUGGAUGCCGACAUAAUCAUUAACAUGGGCUUCUUUCUACGUGAUGUGCAUCAACAAAUUCAACAGCUGCAUGAACAACAAGUCAGUAGUUAUGAACGGAAACCUUUUAUAGUUUAUCGAGGACAAGGUCUUAUGAAAUUAGAUUUUGAAAAACUUCAGAAAGCAAAGGGUGGACUUAUGUCAUUUAACAAUUUCUUGUCUACCAGUAAAAAUGAUCAAGUGUCUCUCCGUUUUGCUCGCGAUGCUGCAGCAGAAGUAAAUAAGGUGGGAAUUCUCUUCAUAAUGUCCAUCGAUCCUUGUUUGAAAUCAACACCAUUUGCCUGUAUUACUGAACUUAGUUAUUUCGAGGCACAAGAAGAAGAAAUUCUCUUCUCAAUGCACACUGUCUUUCGGGUGAGUGCAAUUAAACAAAUGGACAAGAAGAAUCAACUUUAUCAAGUUGAAUUACAAUUAACGUCGGAUGAUGAUCAGCAACUACGAUCACUCACUGAUCAAAUACGAAAAGAAGCUGGUUGUGGCACUGGAUGGCAAAGAUUGGGUAACUUAUUGCUUAAAAGCGGUCAAUUUAAUAAAGCUGAAGAACUUUAUAAUGUAUUACUCGAACAGACAUCAGAUGAGGGUACAAAGACAAUUUAUUAUAAUCAGCUGGGAUAUAUCAAAGAUGAACAGGGUGAUUA
Molecule: messenger RNA, 1412 nt
Organism: Adineta steineri
Lineage: Eukaryota; Metazoa; Rotifera; Eurotatoria; Adinetida; Adinetidae
Source: the annotation of a GenBank genome assembly